Messenger RNA from Peronospora belbahrii, 2499 nucleotides. Lineage: Eukaryota; Oomycota; Peronosporomycetes; Peronosporales; Peronosporaceae. The record is from the annotation of a GenBank genome assembly.
AUGAACAUGGACAUGGAACGUACUAGCUUUACAAGUAUGCUGGAGGAUUCGCAGUUUGGCGGACCGUUGCAUAUCUCCCAGCAGCCAUUGAUGCAUGCACAAGCUCAAUCGGCAUUUGGAUUUCACAGCACAAUGGCUAUGGAUACACCGCAGUUUAUGAAGCAGCAGUCAAUCGAACAACAAGCACCUCCUCUCGCGUCAGUUCCAGUGCAACUUCCAGCGGAUCAAUCGAUUCCAGAUAUGCUUCAGAGUACGAUGAGCCGCAGUAACAGCUGUACACUGACCCCUUCAAACGCCGAGGCAUUUUUGCUCUCUCUUGUGGACUGUGAGCUUUGUGUAUCUUCGAUUUCUAAUCUACCAAUCUUUCUCCAGUUUCUGCCCCGGUGUAAGACGGAGCCAGAGCAAACGCUUGCACUUGUAGUACUUCGUGCAACCUCGACCGCAAGCGAUACUAAGCUAUCUCGCGCUUGUGCUGGUGCAUUUGAGAAGAGCGGUGGACUGCAUCUCGCGCGGACCUGGGUUGAUUCUGCUGUGACUUGGCAGCACAAUGACUUGCUGGUAUUACUCUUAGAAGUGCUGCAGACACUACCGUUGCAAUUAACUAGUAUUACGGAAGCACGAAUUAAUGAGCCAAUUGUCAAGUUGCGCAAGAAUGCUUGCGAUGAACGCGUCAAACGUGCUGCUCAGGAUCUUCUCAAGUUUUGGCGUGGUAAGUUUACUGAAAAAGAAAAGUCCUCUGUGGCAUCGGUGGUAGCACAGGAAAAGACCCACGAAACUUUCAGCGCAAACAAACCGUCCUCAUCAUCGACUUCUUCCGCAAAGCAAGUACCUGCUAUAGCAGCUAGCUCUAAUGCUAGCAAGACAGUGCCGUCAAAGCAGCCAAAGGUCACGAAGAAGCGUACAAUUAAGCGGUUAGAACGGCUUCCUUUUGGUGGCGGCAGUGCAGUAUCGAAGUCUAGCGACUUGAUUGGAAACUUGAUGCAGCGCAAGUCGGCAAAGGAUGCCGCUACUGCUGCAGCUGAAGUGGAAAAAAAGAACACCAGUAGUAAGAGUACCAGUAGCAGCAAAUCGGACAUUAUGAAGAAUGAGGAAACGAAAUCAAGAAAGUCUAGCAGUGCAAAGGAUGACUCGAUAAGUGCUGAUGACACGCUGUCCAUGCCUCUUCCUACAAUUCAAAGUUUCAAGGUGGUUUCAUCCACCGGUGGCGUAACAAAAGAACGCAAAUGUAUUCGUUGGGCAGAUGAAAGUGGUGAAGAACUUGUCAUGGUAAAACUUAUUGAGUCUUGGCGAGAUCUUGUGCCGCAUGACCCGCGCCACGAUGAUCAGUCUUUCAAAGAUGCCAAGCUUCGUGAGCACGCUAAUGAGCGACACGCGCUACUCGCGCAGCAUCACAAAGUACCGCCUGCUGUGGUAGCUUCUCGGUCGCGCGAAUGGACUACACCACCGUUCAUUCGACUGCCAGAAGAUGUAGCAAAACGUGUGGACGGUAACACUGUUACAGACGAGAUGCACGUCCAAGACAGUCGUCGUCGCCAUGUGGACGAGUACGAAGUUCUUGCAGGUGAGAUGCCUAUUGCGAGUCCUAAAGAGUGGGAGCGCGUGAACGAUCCUCACCGCGGACCACCGUUGGAAAUUCCAUUGAGUGACGUAAUUGAAGGCAAUGCUAGCAAUCAAUCUCCACCCAGAUCUGCUCCUAUGAUGGUUGCUCCGGCAACCUCAUCAUCCCGAGAGAGAUAUUCUUCUGGAGGGUACGUCCAGACCUCACGAGAUUAUGAUCAACGAGGUUUCAGUCGUAGUGAGUACAAUGGUUGUCAAGACCCUGAUGCGGACCGUAAGCUCCGUGAGGUGUUAGGUCCUUUGCAAGAGAACACAGUCUCGCUUUUGCUAGACUGUCCAGAUGUGGUGCCACAGGUACUCGAGGAGGCGCAACGCCAUGGCAAUCGUAUUUCAGAUGCGCGUGUAUUUGAAAUUGUGGAUCAGUACCGUCGCGGACGCUAUCAAGCGCCGCCUCCUGUUGGUAGUGGUCAACCACCUUCAUAUAGUCCUUAUGGUAGUCAGCAGCAGCAACAGCAGCAGCAGCAACAACAGCACUUUGGUGAUAUGGGCCCUGGCACUGGUUAUGGCCAUCAGUAUCAACAGCAGUACCCGCCUCAACAAGGCCCACUUGGAGGGCCCUUUGUAUCUGGAAACCGGAAAACAGAUGCCUUGAACUCUCUACAAAAUGGCCUCAUGCCUGAUGCAUUGCAGUCACACAAGCGGCUAACAAAGAAGGCCCGUAGCAUGCAGCCAUGCAGGUUUUUUACUUCACCAAUUGGCUGUAAGCAUGGUGGAAACUGUCACUAUGCACAUAUUCAGCCGGUGCCGGCAAACGGUCCUGAGCUUAUUUAUAACAAUAGUGGUCCCAUGAUGGGAGGCCGAGGUGGUGGUCAUAUGGAGCGAUAUGGCCAUGUCGGCAUGUCGCGCGGAAAUCCCAGUCAUCAAGUGCGUGGAGGACGGUAA